Molecule: messenger RNA, 1088 nt
Organism: Acanthaster planci (crown-of-thorns starfish)
Lineage: Eukaryota; Metazoa; Echinodermata; Asteroidea; Valvatida; Acanthasteridae
Gene: tmem241
Product: transmembrane protein 241
Source: RefSeq, a predicted model, not a curated record
CCGUGUUUAUGUCAUUUACGUGGCGUGCGUGGUGCCGGUGCCCAGUGAAAAGUCUACCCAAGUUGUGGAGACAGGGAAUUUGCAUGGUUUUUUUUUUGCGGCAUAACUCAUCUAACUGUAUGGCAGCAUGGUCACUCAUAGGCGUCUAUUGUGUACUGUUUGUUGCUACCAAUAUUACUAACAAGUACGUGUUGUCUGUGCUGCAUUUCACAUACCCAACGCUGUUCCAAGAAUGGCAGACUUCAGUUGGCGUCAUCGUUCUGUUUGUUGCCGCCAAUCGAGGCUUUAUCAAGCUUACUUAUGACAGGUCAGCUCUGUUGCCAUGGUUACCUGCAAUGAUGUUUUUUGUGGGGAGCAUCUACUCAGGAUCCAGAGCUCUUUCAAAACUUGUUGUUCCUGCAUUUGUCAUUAUUCAUAACACCGUUGAGUUUCCUGCAUACAUUGUUGGAAUCCUCAUCAACAACCAGGCAUUCAGUUUGGCCAACAUUGCCAGUAUGGCUGCCGGGACAUUUGCUGCAAUAUUGACGUGGGUAACAGAUCCACAGAGAGAUGAAGGGAGUUAUGAAGAGGGUUAUUUCUGGAUGCUUAUCUAUGUCCUCUCAGCUAGUUCCUUUGCAAUUUACUCCACAGCCAGAGGAUCGGCAAUAAACCUAAGUGAUGUAGAGAAGUUGUUCUAUUGCUAUUUCUUUAGCGCCGUUGCUCUGUCCCCAGCAAGUGUCAUUCUUGGUGACAUCGUAGCAGCACGGGAGUUUCCUCAUUGGUUUCUGUAUCGAUUCUACAUUGGUUGUAUUUUAAGUGGUGUCCUUGGAGCUGCAAUGAAUCUCACUGGUAUCUGUGUUAGUCGGUGUCCUAGCCCAUCCCUGCUGUCCAGACUUGCCAUAGCCAAUGCCAAGACUGUUCUGAUCCUAGUAUCUCUGGCCAUCUUUGAGGGGAUGUUCACUGGUGACUUUGCUUUAAGUGUAUUUCUUGGUGUCACCGCAUAUUCUGUCUAUACUGUUACCAAGACAACAAGCAACACCUUAGCAACAAAUGAUGUUGGUGAAAAGCUAGAGAUUGAAAGACAUGAAAACACAUGACAUCAGAUGAAG